CUCGACACAGUGCUUCUGAAGCAGCGUGUUGAUCUUUUUGACACACGCACCGGAGCGUCAGCUUCAAGCGGACCAUCACUACCUCUCACGUCUAAAGCUGAUCAGCAGGCGGAGAAGAGUCUGACGGAGCAGCAGACGAACAUUUUCAGCUACUUGGACUCAGCUCAGCCACUACAGAGAAAACAAUGAGCUCAACACAGAAGGACCAACAUGGAGCGAGAAGUCAGCGCUCUCAGGAGGCCGACAAACCUCACAGAAGAAAGCGAGAGAAAACAUACACCUGUGACGAGUGUGGGAAGAGUUUUACUGGGAAGAAUUCACUAAAACAGCAUCAGGUCAUCCACGCUGGAGAGAGACCGUUCAGCUGUGACUUGUGUGGAAAGUCUUUUUCCUUGAAGGGUCACCUAAAACAACACCAACUGAUCCACAGUGGAGUUAAAGCGUACAGCUGUGAUCAGUGUGGCAGAGCUUUUACUCGCAGUAGCCACUUACAGAGUCAUCUAGUUACCCACUCUGGAAUUAAGGCAUACACCUGUGACGAGUGUGGGAAGGAGUUUACUGGGAAGGCUUCACUAAAGCAUCAUCAGGUCAUCCACACUGGAGAGAGACCGUUCAGCUGUGACUUGUGUGGAAAGUCUUUUUCCAGGAAGGAUUCCCUAAAAAAACACCAACUCAUCCACAGUGGAGUUAAAGCGUACAGCUGUGGUCAGUGUGGCAGAGCUUUUACUCGCAGUAGCCACUUACAGAGUCAUCUAGUUACCCACUCUGGAAUUAAGGCAUACAGCUGUGACAUCUGUGGUAAAACUUUCAGCCAGAGAGGGUACCGAAAUAUACACCUACGCAUUCACACCAGACAUGAUGUGUACUGCUGUGAACAGUGUGGCAAAUACUUUGCUACAGACACACUGUUACAACAACACAUGUUUACCCACACUGAGCGACGACCUUAUAAAUGUGACCUGUGUGAGAAGGCUUUUAAAUCUCCACAUUACCUGAGAGGACACCAACAGAUCCACACCAGAAAGAGACUCUACAAGUGCAGUUACUGUGAGAAGCAGAGCGACACAGAUGGAUCCAGUUCUCAACCCUGUCAUCACUGUGGUGGUGGGAAAGACUUUCUUUGUGACCUUUGUGGAAAAACUUUCAGUUGGCAAGCCGCCCUAAAAAUACAUCAACGUAGACACACUGGAGACAAACUGAAAUACUGCAAAGAAUGUGGGAGAAGCUUCACCACAUCACAUCACUUAAAACAACAUGAACUGAUUCACAGUGGGGUUAAAAAGCACCUCUGUGAUCAGUGUGGGUCAUCCUUCACCACGGCAGGUCAGCUAAAAACACACAAACGAGUCCACACAGGAGAGAAACCAUACAAGUGCAGACACUGUGACAAAAGCUUCUCACGAUCAAGUAGUUGUAACUAUCAUGAACGUACACACAUGGAAGGAAACUACAGCUGUGACCAGUGUGACAAGAGCUUCAGGAAUCUCAGUUCAUACUCUGAACACAAACGAUCCCACGUUACUAAUAAACUGUUUCACUGUUACCAAUGUGCCAAAACAUUCACCUCAUUGUCUGCUCUGUGCAAACAUCAGCGUGAUCACUCAGGGCUGAAAUCACUCCCAUCACUGGAUCACAGUGAAUCUGAAGAGACAGAAAGAUCCUCUGGUUUCAGUGUCAGACUCAAGAAGCUUGAGAUCAGGCUCCACAGAGUUCAGAUAGAAUCAUUUAAACUUGUGUUGAACUGAACUGGUUGCUGGGCUGAACUUCUACAUAAUACAGAUUUACAUGGGAUCUUAUUUUCUGUCGUUUUACUGAGUCCGUUUUGUCCUUCUUUCUCUCUCCUAGUUUUGCUCGUCUGUAAAUAAUUGAAACUCAGUCAAAUAGUUCAUUGUUCUCCAGGAAAACAUUUUGGAAACUCAUGUUUAACCUUUAAAACUCUGACAUGUUUUAGCACACAAGGCUUCAUCGGGGAGUUCACACAUGAUUGGACCAUGAGAAUAAAGGUUUUUAGUUCUUUCAAAGAGAGUCUUGGAGCUGUUUGAUAUUUUUUGUUUUUUCUGAAACCACCUGAAAGAAAAACUAUUUUUCUUGCUUUAUGUACUGUGGAAGUUUUUAAUGUGUCUUUCAUCUGUGA
Pelmatolapia mariae (spotted tilapia) is the source of this 2134-nucleotide messenger RNA. RefSeq names its product zinc finger protein OZF-like. The record is from RefSeq and is a predicted model, not a curated record. Gene Ontology annotation, biological process: regulation of transcription by RNA polymerase II. NCBI's taxonomy places the organism in Eukaryota, Metazoa, Chordata, Actinopteri, Cichliformes, Cichlidae. Bases 186 to 1745 code for a protein of 519 amino acids. Gene Ontology annotation, molecular function: RNA polymerase II cis-regulatory region sequence-specific DNA binding; DNA-binding transcription factor activity. The transcript is spliced from 4 exons.